Molecule: messenger RNA, 855 nt
Organism: Achroia grisella
Lineage: Eukaryota; Metazoa; Arthropoda; Insecta; Lepidoptera; Pyralidae
Exons: 2
Coding region: 65-799 (244 amino acids)
Source: RefSeq, a predicted model, not a curated record
CUGGGCAAACACACGCAUGCUUUUCGUAAUAAUUUCGAUCGCAAUAUAUAUUUUUUAAUUAAGAAUGUCUCGUUGGACAGAACAUGAUACGAUUCAGCUUAUAGAAUUAUACAAAACGUUCCCAUAUCUUUGGGAUACGCGAAACAAAUUAUACAAAUCCAUGGUUGCCAGAAAUUGUGCUUAUGAACAAAUAUUAAGAAAAAUGGACGACCCGGAGCUAACGAUAAGCGACAUUAAGAAGAAAAUAAAGAAUUUGAGAUCAUGUUAUUAUCAAGAACUUAGAAAAGUUCAUAAAUAUAAAUUAGAAGGACGUGCUUAUACACCUGUGAUGGUUUGGUUUACGAAGUUCCAAGAAGUUAUGCAAGCAGUGCAUAAAGCAUAUUACGAGGAAGAAUCUGGAUCUGAGAGCGAAGGCGUCAGUCUAGAGUAUAAUUUAGAUGAGGAUAAAGACGAAUAUGUAGUAUCAAUCAAGCAAGAGUUUAUAGAUGAAAUUAAAAAAGAAGAAGAGACCUGCGCUCCUACGGAUUACGAAUACAAUAAGACGCCAGUAAAACUGUACAAAACUAGUCUAAAACGAAAGGAACGAACAGAUGUCCCUGUUGUGUCUGUGCCUCAAGUAAAAGUAAAAAAACCUGACGAAUUUCAAUUGUUUGCGGACAAAAUGGCGGAGCAACUGCGGAAUAUGCCGUUAGAUAAAGCUUUGGAAUUGCAAAUCGAAGUUCAAACCCUCGUCGCGAAAGAGCGACUUGAUUUUUGUAAAGAUGAAGAUGAAAGUAAUAUGGAUAUGGAACAAAAUUAAUAAUAUGCUAUAAAAUGUAAAUGGAAAAUGUUUUUAUUUUUUAUUAUAUUCUGAUU